AUCGCUCUGUGGUCACGCCCACCCUUCUACCUCUCCGCCAAUCAGAGAGCACGUUUUCAUGUCGCAGCACGCUUGCUAACGGAAGUAGCAGUGGCACCACAGUUGACACAAACAACCUCAGUCUUUAUAAAUAAGAUGGAGGUGGAUCAGAUGCUGUCUCUCUCAGGUUCAGCUCUGGCUCAGGCCAUCAGCUCUCUACUGGAAACCCCAGGCCUCUAUGUUUUCUCAGACAUACUAGAACUGCCCAACGUCCGCGAGCUGGAGACGGGUCCCCACGCUCCAGUGUACCAGCUUCUCAAUCUUUUUGCGUAUGGAACCUACUGCGACUAUAAAGAGAGGGCAGCCUCACUUCCUGAACUCACACCCGCCCAGAAGAACAAACUCCGUCACCUGUCAAUCAUCAGCCUGGCCUCCAAUCUAAAGUGUCUGCCGUAUUCACUACUGCUCCAGCAGUUAGAGCUGAAGAAUGUGCGUGAGCUGGAAGACCUGCUGAUCGAGGCUGUUUACAGUGACAUUAUCCAUGGGAAACUGGACCAGAGGAACCAGCAGGUCGAGGUAGAUUGCAGUAUAGGUCGAGACCUGGGCCCCAACGAAUUACCCAACAUUGCCAACACACUGCAGGAGUGGUGUGCAGGCUGUGAAGCAGUUCUGUGUGGCAUUGAGGAGCAGGUGUCAAGAGCCAAUCAGUACAGAGAAAGCCAGCUCAAGGUCAAAGUUCAAGUGGAAACAGAGGUAUCAAACCUACAAAAAACCCUCAAGGCAAGUUCUGCUUCCCCAUCAUCUGGCCCCGCCCCUGCUGGAGCAGCAUCCAAUCAAGAUGCAGACCAGCCGGCUGAGCCAAGAGACCCUGCCUCCUCUCAGGAACCACGGCAACCAGGAAAAAAGAGCUCAAAGGUCAAAGGGCUUCGCGGGAGCGGAAAGAUUUGGUCAAAGUCAAAUUGAUCUCAAGCCCCGAGUUCAAUUUUCAGUUACCCACUCACAGACAUAUUGUGGACUGCUUGCAUGGAUAGACAUAUAAAUAAACCUUUUGCCUCUUCUCAGACACAAUCCACCAUCAUAGUCUAAUAUAACUUUUACACGACGCUGGGUGCGUGUUUAUGUACGUGUAUGCUGUAAAUGUCAUUUAAUUUGACUCAUUCUCCUUUUCCUUUGCGUGUUUGUUUUUUGUUCGUUAUUAAAUCUGGAUGUAAAUUGAUGAAGCCAAUGAAUAAAUGAUAUCCAUCUGUCA
This is a messenger RNA of Onychostoma macrolepis, 1228 nucleotides long. It is a transcript of the gene cops7a, whose product is annotated as COP9 constitutive photomorphogenic homolog subunit 7A. Gene Ontology annotation, cellular component: COP9 signalosome. Lineage: Eukaryota; Metazoa; Chordata; Actinopteri; Cypriniformes; Cyprinidae. The record is from RefSeq and is a predicted model, not a curated record. The coding region runs from base 136 to 942 and encodes 268 amino acids. The transcript is spliced from 8 exons. Gene Ontology annotation, biological process: COP9 signalosome assembly.